AUGGCGGACGAGGCCGAGUUUUCACCGUCGUUUGGGCAGCCGGGCACCACCUUUGUGUAUCGACCCAAGCAACUGUGCACCUAUUUUCCUGCUCAAGAUGCGCCAAAAUUACCAGUCGUGCUCCCCGAUGCGCCCAUGUAUAUGUUAUUUGCGCAUCGAUUAUGGCGGGCAGGAAUGCUGCUUGCGGAUGCAAUCUAUACGGGCGCGAUUGAAAUGGAUGGAAAGUGUGUCUGCGAGCUUGGCGCAGGCGUCGGGCUUCCUGCUUUGACAGCGGCAUUGUGCGCAAGCCCCACCAAGGUCGUCGUGACGGAUUAUGACGACGACGAUGUGAUCAAUGCGUUGCGCUGCAACGUGCGCCGCACAUUGGACGCGAACCCCACCAUGCACCCUUCGCCGAUCAGCAUAUACCCACAUACGUGGGGGAAUGCCAUGGACGAUGUCUUGGAUCUUUUGCCGUGCAGCGCAUCGGAUCCUUCUCCACGAUUUGAUGUGCUCCUCUUAGCAGACUGCAUUUGGGAGCGGUUUGCACAUGCGUCGCUCCUCAAGUCGAUUACAGGUUUGCUUGCACGACGCGCUGAUGCACGCGUGUAUAUGGUUGCAGGGCUGCAUACAGGCCGUGCGGUACUGCUUCAAUUCCUACGUAGAAUGCUCGAUGCGGGGUUCGUCCUGGUAUCCUUACCCCACCUCGAUCGCUGGCCGUCGCUGGCGGGUACGCCCAUCGCAGAAUUACCAGGUGCGGAGCACAUUAUGGAGCUACAAGUAGACGUGCACCCGGAAGGGAGCCUGGACUCACCGGGCGUCGUCGCGCAUUUACGCUGCUGCUGGAGGACGAGGCGCCAGUACAGGAGCGGAAUCACUGGCUGA
Malassezia vespertilionis is the source of this 864-nucleotide messenger RNA. Its product is annotated as nicotinamide N-methyltransferase. NCBI's taxonomy places the organism in Eukaryota, Fungi, Basidiomycota, Malasseziomycetes, Malasseziales, Malasseziaceae. Gene Ontology annotation, biological process: peptidyl-lysine dimethylation. The transcript has 2 exons. The record is from RefSeq and is a predicted model, not a curated record. Gene Ontology annotation, molecular function: protein-lysine N-methyltransferase activity. Bases 1 to 864 code for a protein of 287 amino acids.